AUGCCGAAAGGAAGAAAAAAACAAGGAAGAUCAGCAGUAUCCAAACCCGCUGAUACAGCUGUUGUACCUACGGAGCCUGUUUCUGCAAACGAACAAAUUAUCAGAAAAAUGAAAGACCUGGUCCUUAGUCAAUUUCUCAAUCCGAAGUACAGCGAUUUGUCCAUUAUUUGUGGUGAUGAAGUCUUUCCAGCCCAUCGGAACAUUCUCUGUCCCCAAUCAAAGUAUUUUGAGGUCGUUUGUAGUAGUCGCUUUAAGGAAAGCAACGGCGAGAUCAUCAUCGAGAAUUGCAAUCCUGUGCUCAUCAAAAAGACACUCGAAUUCUUGUACACGGGCGACUAUACUUAUGACGGUGCUCCAAUUACCCAAGCCCACCUGAACUCAAAGAAUAGUUCUGAAUGUUCGCCCGAAACAUGGGCAGAAAAUAAUUUUGAGCUAGAUGCAGACACUGAACAAUAUCCAAACCCAUCACGAAAAACCAAUUCUACUGAUUCCCAAAAUUGUCAGGCCUUCUUCCACGCUCAAAUGUACGCACAAGGUGAUUAUUUUCAGAUCAACGAGCUUAAGAAGAAAGCAAAGGAUUACUUUAUGAAAUCUUUCCUGGAACAUCCCGACCAAGAUUCAUUCAGCUCCUCCGUCGUUGAAGUUUACAGUUCAACAGGGGAGCACGACCGUGGGCUCAGAGAUCUUGUUGUCCAGCUCACGACGGAUAACCUCAAGAUUCUGAGGAAUGGGGAUAAUCCUAUACUCUGUGACGGACUUUUAGAGUCUGUUCCCAAAUUUAUGCUGGAGGUCUGUCUUUCGACCUUGGACAAUAGGACAAUGCAGGGCUUCAAGUACCAAAGAGGAAAGCAUAAAGCACGAGGUGUGGCGGCUGCAUUCGUCUUAGACUCAACAGAGGACACCUCGUCAGCAAGACUCUGUUAUAUUCUCCUAGCUAAUGCCGUAGCUCAAUUUAUCACCGCAGCGCUGACAUGGUUCAGUAGUGGGCCUUCUCUUGGGGGCUUAGUGGGGCGGAUUCUCAUUGGUUACGAAACAGCCCUCCGCAGUCGGCUUUGCACCCCAUACCAAGGAUUUGCUGAUUGGCCUCCUCACUUGACAAAAUGGGUCACUGCGUACAUCCCGCAGUGCCCUCACUAUUUCUCGGUCUCUACCGCUGCGGUCCGACGGCAAAGUCCAUGUGGCGCUAGUACUGUAUCAUUCGCAGGGAAACGGGGCAGGGUGGAUUACGCGGGGAUGGAUGGCCCUUUUACGAAGGAGGGAGAAAGUGGAGGGAGAAAUGAGGGAGAAAUAGAGACAGAGCCCUAUUAUUCGAUCGCAUAUGAUUCCUAA
This is a messenger RNA of Aspergillus welwitschiae, 1329 nucleotides long. RefSeq names its product BTB/POZ domain-containing protein. The transcript has 5 exons. Bases 1 to 1329 code for a protein of 442 amino acids. Lineage: Eukaryota; Fungi; Ascomycota; Eurotiomycetes; Eurotiales; Aspergillaceae. The record is from RefSeq and is a predicted model, not a curated record. Gene Ontology annotation, molecular function: protein binding.